AUGAACAGCGAUGAAGUGCAAUUGAUUAAAAAGACCUGGGAAAUACCCGUGGCAACUCCAACAGACUCCGGAGCUGCUAUAUUAAUGCAAUUAUUUACACGCUAUCCAUCCAAUUUGGAAAAAUUCCCGUUUCGUGAUGUCCCGUUAGAAGAAUUGAGUGGUAAUUCACGUUUUCGUGCCCAUGCUGGACGCAUUAUUCGCGUAUUCGAUGAGUCUAUACAAGUGCUGGGACAGGAUGGAGAUUUGCAGAAAUUGGAUGAGAUCUGGACCAAAGUGGCCACAACUCACAUACCACGUCAAAUCUCUAAAGAGUCAUAUAAUCAACUCAAAGGAAUUAUUUUGGAAAUUUUAACUGCAGCUUGUAGUUUGAAUGAGAGUCAAGCCGCAGUGUGGGCCAAAUUGUUGGAUCAUAUCUACGAUAUCAUUUUUAAGGCAAUUGAUGAUGACGGCAACGCCAAGUAAAGGAGGCUAACUAGAGGCCAGGCACAGGCACAGCUUAUGUAGUUUUAAGUGAAUCAUAAUCGUUAGCAAUUCUUAUUUUUUUGUAUUCGAAAUGAAAUACAAAUUGCAAGCAAAAAGCAAAGGAAAAGAGGAAAACAUGAAAAACCAUACACACACACACACACACAUACACAUACACAAAGAUUUAUUGGAAAAGCUUUAACACAUUGUCAAUCCUAAGCACUAAUUUAGACCAUGCAGCUUCAAAGUGACAUUCAUAUAUUAAUAAUCUUUUUGUUUCUAUUUGUUCCUCAUUGAUUUUGUUUAAUUGUUUGUAAGUAGCAACAAAAAAAGGAAAAAAAAAGAAAAAACCAAAACAAAUAAAUAAAUGCCUGAAUAAAUUCUUUAUAAUGAAGUGUGAAAAACAA
Messenger RNA from Drosophila willistoni, 869 nucleotides. Its product is annotated as globin CTT-VI. The transcript is spliced from 3 exons. The coding region runs from base 1 to 462 and encodes 153 amino acids. NCBI's taxonomy places the organism in Eukaryota, Metazoa, Arthropoda, Insecta, Diptera, Drosophilidae. The record is from RefSeq and is a predicted model, not a curated record. Gene Ontology annotation, molecular function: heme binding; oxygen binding.